Messenger RNA from Miscanthus lutarioriparius, 1839 nucleotides. NCBI's taxonomy places the organism in Eukaryota, Viridiplantae, Streptophyta, Magnoliopsida, Poales, Poaceae. The record is from the annotation of a GenBank genome assembly.
AUGGCGGCGGCUAGGUACCCGGGCGACCCCCGUGCUAGGCCGGACCGCAGCUACUGCGCGGUGACGGCGACCGGCUCCAUCAGGCGCCGCCGCGAGGACCUCAUCAACAAGGCCGUCGUCUGCUGGCUGUACUCCAACAGCCAUGACACGGAAGCCCACCAUCUCGGCGACGCCAUCCGCGGCAGGCUGCAUCUUCGCCACGAGGACAUCCAGAUCGUGAAGCACUACCCCGAGCAGUUCCUGAUCAUCUUCUUCGAGCCGGCGAACAGGGAGCAGCUGCUGGACCGGGGCGUCAUCUCUGAGGGGGGGCGCGACUUCCACUUCGCCCCCUGGAGCGAGCGCCGCAACGCCGUCAACACCAACUGGGAGUUCCGCGUCAAGGUGCGCAUUGAGGGCAUCCCAGUGCAUUGCUGGGCUGAGGAUGUCGCAGCGCGAACACUGGGACGAAGCUGCGCUGUGCACUUCCUGGAGGAGAAGACAUGCCGCCGCGAGCGCACCAGGACAUCCGAUCUGUGGGCGUGGUGCUGCAACCCCUACGACAUCCCCAAGGAGGUCCUCCUCACCGUCACCGAGCCUGACAGGGAGCUUCCACCGACUUCGAUCCCGCUCCUCCAGGCGCCACCACGCCACGACAAGCCUGUCGACCUCAAGCGUGCCCACGUCUACACCUUGCGCAACCAUCUGGAGUGGGUGGAGGAUCUGACCAUUUUGCAGGGACGCGGCAGGGCGGGUGGCCCUAUGAACCGCAAGCCGCGCAGGGAACUUGUCUGGAGCUAUGGCGUCCCUGACUCAGUUGGCGAGCGUCCCCCGGGCAGACGGGGCGAUGAUCGUGGCCGAGGCUUUGGGCACCAUCAGAGGAGAGACGACUACGACUACGACUACGACCACGGCAGCCGCAACUAUGGCAUCCGCCGCCACCGCAGCGUCUCCAGCUGGGCCAGGAACUCGCGCUGCAGGGGCGCAAUGGACGACUGCAUCAGCUCCAACAGGUGGCGUGGGGGGAGGGGCUCCCCGCCAACUCGAGGCAGGGGCUCCACAACGCUCUGCCAGGCUCCAACCAUGGUGUGGAAGGUGAAGGCAACCAAGGACAGGUCGAAGCAAAAGAAGGCGUCCUUCGCCGACCCAAUAGCAACUGAACUCAAGGCUCCCAGACCCACCCUGCGCGACGACAGCAUUAUGCUCAUCAAGGAGAAGGAGGCCAGCAAGGAGCCUGAGCAAGGGGGCACAGCCAACGUAACCAACAACACCGUCAACCCUCUCACCAUUGAGCAGCUUGCUAUCUGCUCUUCAGUCGAUAAAGUGGUGCAGGCAGGACCAUCACUCAAUGUUUACUCUUAUCUUGCAGAGAAAGAGAGAUGUAGAGUUCCUACAACCUGUUCCCUCAGUGAUGAUUCAGCAUCACUACCCAACCCCAGUAGUGACCCAACAUCACAUAACAUGACAGUGGACGAUUUCUUAGAGUCCCUGGAGGCCCCUAUACAACAAUCAAUCAUACAAGAGGUUUUUCAAAUGCCACACACUGAGGAGGGGCAUUUUGACCCUUCACACACAUCAACUCAGAGAAAAAGCAUUAGGUUGGCAAAAAAGGAAGAACUAAAUGUAGGCAAGGACACUAUUCAAGUGGCGCAAGAUUUAUUAGUCAAGAAGCUAGGAGAAUUAGCAGGAGAGACUCCUAAUGAAGAAGAAGCUGACUUUGAUUUCUAUGCGCAGCACUUCCAGAGGCCGAUUGAGCAGAACAAGAUGGAGGCCAUCCAGAUCCUGAUCGAGCAGGGUAACAAGAAAAGGAAGGCGAGCACCACCAGCAAGAGGAUGGCUGCUCAGGUGGUGCUGGAAGCCUAG